ACAAACCUCAAACCCACCAUGCAAUCCCGUGCAGCCUAUUUUGUGUCCGUUUUCGUGUUGGCAACGAUCGGUUUUCAAUGUGUGGCGGCCCAAAGCAACCCUUGGCGUCGACAGAACGACAGCUUCGCCUCAGAAACCGCCAGUGACCGUAGCCAACGGCUAGGCCUCACUACGGGUUAUGGAGGCGUGAACGGCUACGGUUACUCCAGCUCCGGUCUUGGCACCUAUACCCCGCUUAAGAUCGAUCUGGGAGGUGUCGUACUAGGCACGUUGGUCGGUAUCGGUGCUUUGCUGCUGCUACCGAAGCUGGUCAACGUGAUUGGCGGUGGAUAUGGUAGCUCAGGUCACUACAGAAGCGCAGACAGCGACCCAACCGGUAUUUCCGACCUGAUGAACAAGGUGGAUGACUAUCUGGCGCAGAACAACAUCGAUUCCGGCGCAUGUAUGCAGAAAGCCGUCUGCAGCUACCUUCGUUCGUCCGACUAUCACGCACAAGUUGGCACAGCUGAUCAGGUCGAGCACAUGAUUCUAGCCCUUUCCGAGAACUCGAUCGUUGACUACAUGCUUGACGGGACGGCAAUUAAAGAAGCGAUCAAGAAUGGCAAAGCGCAAACGGCUCGAUCGUGCGAUGAGAUGUACUCGACCUGCCCGCUAGAUCGUCAGUCUACGCUGAAGCUGUUCAAGAAGAUGUUCCCGAUCGGAAACUAG
Anopheles nili is the source of this 708-nucleotide messenger RNA. RefSeq lists its product as uncharacterized. The transcript has 3 exons. The record is from RefSeq and is a predicted model, not a curated record. Bases 19 to 708 code for a protein of 229 amino acids. Lineage: Eukaryota; Metazoa; Arthropoda; Insecta; Diptera; Culicidae.